This is a messenger RNA of Rhododendron vialii, 3947 nucleotides long. RefSeq lists its product as uncharacterized. The record is from RefSeq and is a predicted model, not a curated record. The transcript is spliced from 5 exons. NCBI's taxonomy places the organism in Eukaryota, Viridiplantae, Streptophyta, Magnoliopsida, Ericales, Ericaceae. Bases 1824 to 3386 code for a protein of 520 amino acids.
AAAUCCCUGUUCGUCUCCCUCGUUUUCCAAUUUCCCCGUUCGUUUCCCUCGAAAACGAAUUCCCCCAAAUUAAUGGCGCGCCAAAAAUUCCCCCAAAUUAAUCGCGUGCUAAAAAUUCCCCCAAAUCCUGACGUAUCCCCCCCCCCCCCCCUCUCUCUCUUUCUCCUGCGUAUGUCUCUCUCUCUCUCAUGCGUAUGUAAAUUUCUUCCGUAAACUAUCGUCUCAGGUGAUACUCUGGGUGUAUACUCCAUAGCUGAGGCAUGGCAAAGAAAAGACGAUUUACUACUUGCGAAACAGAGCAACAUUCAUAGCCUUUUCUCUCACAUGGAUCUCCAAAUCAUGCCCAAUCAUAUGGGGCUUCACAACCCACUCAGCCACAUGGAUCUUCGCAGACUACCCAUUUUCCUAGAGCUUCACAGCCUUACCAUUUGCCUAGAACUUCACGGCCUUCUAACUCACAUGGCUCUUCGCAGCUUCACGAGGUAGAGGAGGACUUGAAUGUACAGGCAAAUGAACUGUUUCGAGUUAAUGCUAAACCAAUGGAUAAGACUUGGAUGACGAAAAGUAGAUCAUCAAGAGACUAUUUACAAGGGAUUAUGGACUUUUUGCACUUUGUUGCUCUAAAUGCAUCAAAGGAGGGAACAAUCUUAUGUCCAUGUGUGAAAUGUGCAAAUUCAUUCAUGUUCAGCCUCAAUGUUGUCCAUGAUCACUUAGUCUCAUUUGGCAUUAGUCAAGGUUAUGAUUGUUGGUAUUAUCAUGGCGAAACUAUCUCGGUACCAACUUCUAGCAAACUUGUGAGACUCCUGUUGAACAAAUAGGACUUCAGUUUGGUGACAUAGAAGAAAUGUUGCAUGAUGUGUUUUACAUGCAUACUCGAUCUACGGAUGACAUUAGAGAUGAAACAAAUGAAGCAGAACCCUUUAGCCAAGGUCCAAGUGAGCAACCUGCUUAAGAACCUAAUGCAAAUGCACAAAGAUUCUACGACUUGCUUAAAGAUGCCAAGUAACCUCUUUAUGAAGGUUGCAAGAAUUUUAGCAGGUUAAGCCAUUGUGCAUUGGUAUCACUUAAAGUGUCUUAGGGGGUUGAGCAACGCGACAUUUACAAUGAUUCUCCAAUCAUGGAAAGCUAUUCUUCCUCCGGAUGCUAAAUUACCAAAGGAUUGCUACGAAGCUAAGAAAAUUAUCAAGGAUUUGGGCCUCGGUUAUGAAAAGAUUCAUGCUUGUCCCAACGGUUGUAUGCUAUUUUGGAAGGAACACGCGAAUGAUGAUUUUUGUAAAUGUGGUGCUUCAAGGUGGGAUACGAAUGAUGCUGAUUUGGAGUCUAAUUCGAGUAGUUCAUCGAAAAAGAAAAAGAAAAAGGCUGCAAAGGUUCUGCGCUGGUUGCCCUUAAAACCAAGAUUGCAAAGACUAUAUAUGACAUUAAAAACAGCUGAAUCUAUGAAAUGGCACGCUGAGGGUCGGACAAAGGAUCGUAAAAUGAGGCAUCCUGCUGAUACUCCAGCAUGGAAAUAUUUUGACUCUAAACAUAAAGAUUUUGUUGCUGAACCCCGCAAUGUAAGAUUGGGAAUAGCAUCUGAUGGAUUCAACCCUUACGGAAAUAUGGGUACUAGUUACAACAUUUGGCCUGUAAUUUUGGUACCAUAUAAUUUGCCUCCAUGGAUGUGCAUGAAAAGAACUUCUUUCAUCUUGUCAUUGCUUAUUCCUGGUCCGACCUCACCAGGAAAGAAUAUGGAUGUCUAUUUGUAGCCUUUAGUUGAGGAAUUAAAAGAGCUAUGGGAGGUUGGAGUAGAAACUUAUGAUGUCUCCUCUAAAUAGAACUUUCAAAUGCGAGCAACAUUUAUGUGGACAUUUCAUGAUCUCCCCGCUUAUGGUGACAUGUCUGGUUGGAAUACUAAGGGUGCUCUCGCGGGUCCUUCUUGCAAUUAUGGCACUCAUUCUCGCUGGUUAAAACAUGGAGGAAAAUAUUGUUUUAUGGGUCACAGGCGCUUUCUUGAUAAAGACAACAAAUUUCGCAAAGAUAGAAUAUCAUUCGAUGGGAGUCAAGAAAUGGAAGUAACUCCUCGCAUGUUAUCCGGACAAGAGGUCAUGAUGUACACAGAACAUCUUGAAUGCAAAUCCGGGAAGUCAAAGGAUAAUGUGAAAAAACCAAGAAACAAGCAGACCAAUGGCCAUGAGAAAGAACCAUGGACCAAGAGAAGUAUAUUUGCUGAUUUACCAUACUAUCCAGAUCUGUUAUUGCGUAACAAUUUGGAUGUGAUGCACAUAGGGAAAAAUGUGAUUGAUAAUGUGAUUGGUACUUUGUUGAAUAUGGAUGGAAAGACAAAGGAUAACCUAAAGGCAUGCCUUGAUUUAGUAGAGUGGGAGAUAAGGUAUGAACUUCACCCACAAAUGUUAGGUUCCAAUAAGACAUAUUUGCCACCAGCUUGCUUCUCAAUGACUCCCAAAGAGAAAGAUGAUUUCUUGAAAGUUUUGAAGCGGGUAAAAGUUCCUGAUGGUUAUUCUUCUAAUCUUUCACGUUGCAUUCAACUUAAACAACGGAAGAUUAUCGGUAUGAAGAGUCAUGACUGUCAUAUACUAAUGCUACAACUUCUUCCAAUAGCAUUGCGAGGGUCUUUGCCGAAAAAAGUUGUUUUUCCACUAAUUGAAUUAUCAUGUUACUUUAUAGCGAUAUGUUCCAAAGUCUUAGAUGUGGAGGAGCUUGAGCGACUUGAGUCUCAAAUUGCAGUCACUUUAUGCAAUUUGGAAAAAAAUUUCCCUCCUUCAUUCUUUACAGUUAUGGUGCAUCUAGUCGUCCAUUUGACUACCGAGGCCAAACUUGCUGGGCCUGUCCAUUACCGAUGGAUGUACCCUAUUGAGAGGUAUGACAUGCUCAGUUAUAUUCAUUUAUAUUCAUUCCAUCAUCUUCAAUUAGUUAAUUAUGUAAAUAUGUUAAUCCAUAGGUACCUCCAUCACCUUAAGUCUUAUGUGCGUAAUAAAGCAUGUCCGGAAGGCUCCAUUGUAGAAGGAUACAUAGCCGAAGAGUGCUUAACAUUCUGUUCACGAUAUUUGGAUACUGUUGAGACAGUAUUCAAUCGUCCGCCAAGAAAUGUGGAAGGUUCUACUGGGUUAAUAUCCCAUUUUGAACUUGAUCAGAAGUCGUGGAUGCAAGCACAUCGUUAUGUCUUAUUCAAUACUGAUGAAAUCACACCAUUCCGCGUAGAACAUAAGGAGCAUAUAAAGAGGCAAAGUCAUCCUCGUCGUCUCACUGAUGAAGCUAUCAAUAGGAUUCAUUCAGAAAAAUUUUGUGAUUGGUUUCGCUCGUAUGUUGGUGUUAUGGAUGACACAAAAAAACAACAACUUGCUGAUAAAAUUAAAUGGCUAGCUCAAGGCCCCAACACUGAAGCUUGACGAUUCAAAAGAUACGUCAUUAAUGGUUUCAAGUUUCGAACAAAAGAUAGCGAGGAGAUGAAGAAAACUCAAAAUAGUGGGGUUUGUGUGGACACUGAAGGGGGAACUAUGUACUAUGGUGUCUUAACAGACAUUGUUGAGUUGAAUUACUUCGACAAGUUUAGAUAUGUCUUAUUCAAAUGUAAUUGGGCCAAUGUCAAUUCCAAUAGGGGUUGUAAGACUGAUGAAUACGGAUUUGUCCUUGUGAAUUUUUCUCAUUUGAUACAUAAAGGAGAUCACUUGAAGGAUGAGCCGUUUAUUCUGGCUUCCCAAGCUUCCCAAGUUUAUUAUGUGAAAGAUGUCAGAGAGAAAGAAUGGGUCGUUGCAGUCAGAACAAAAGCAAGGGAUGUGUAUGAUGUUGGUAAUGGUGAAAGUGAAGAGGGUGGUGCUGGCACAUAUUAUGAUAAUGAGCCGUAUAAUUUGGUAGCCGAAGACAUACCUACUAACAUGAACGAGAACCUUGAUUGGUCGAGGAAUGAUGCAGACGGAAUUACCCUUGAUCCACUUGAGUUUGAGAGUCAG